AUGGAAGAUGAGGACAUCACAGCAGAUUGUGCGGGAGAAGAGACAAUGAGCUCAGCUAUGGAUGGUGGACCUCACAGUGUGGAGAGACCAUGCAAUCCCUCUGACUCUGAGCAACCUCGUCCUGUGGGGGAUGGGGCCGGAAUUCAGGGGGAGAAGACAUUUUCCUGUCCUGAGUGUGGAGAAAGUUUUCUACGGAAGUAUCACCUUAAUGUACAUCAGAGAUCUCACACGGGUGAGGAGCUUCAUCCCUGUCUUGAGUGUGGGAAAAGUUUUCUUUAUAAAUCCGAACUGAUCUCACAUGAGAGAUCUCACACGGGGGAAAAGCCGUAUUCUUGUCCUGAAUGCGGGAAAUGUUUUUCACAAAAGUCAAAACUUUCUGCACAUCAGAGAUGGCACACGGCAGAGCUGCUCUAUUCCUGUCUUGAGUGUGGGAAACGUUUUUCAUGUAAAUCUAAUCUCACUGUGCAUCAAAUGUCACACACAGGGGAAGGUAUGUAUUCCUGCCCUGAAUGCGGGAAACGUUUUACACGUAUGUCUCACCUUGCUGUGCAUGAGAGGUCCCAUACAGGUGAGAAGCCAUAUUCCUGCUCCGAGUGUGGAAAAAGUUAUGUAAUGAAGUCAGAUCUUGUUAAACAUCAGAUAUCUCACACAGGGGCCAGGCUGUAUGCCUGUUCUGAGUGCGGGAAAUGUUUUAUACGCAAGUCUCAUCUCGCUGAUCAUCAGAAAUCUCAUACAGGGGACAAGCCAUAUGCCUGCUCCGAGUGUGGGAAACGUUUCAUACGCAAUUCUCAUCUCACUGUGCAUAAAAGGUUUCACACCGGGGAAAAGCCAUAUUCCUGCUCUGAGUGCGGAAAAAGCUAUAUAUGCAAGUCUCAUCUGACUGAUCAUCAGCGGUCUCACACAGGGGACAGGCCACAUUCUUGCUCUGAGUGCGGGAAACGCUUUAUUAAAAAAUCAGACCUCGCUGUGCAUCAGAGGUCUCACUCUGGGGAGAAGCCAUAUUCCUGCUCUGCGUGUGGGAAAAGUUAUAAACACAAACCACAACUCGUCAAACAUGAAAGAUCCCACACAGGGAGAAGCCAUAUUCCUUUCCUGAGUGCGGGAAAUGACUUCCCAAUAAGUCCAGGGUCUCUGUACAUCUGA
Nanorana parkeri is the source of this 1143-nucleotide messenger RNA. Its product is annotated as gastrula zinc finger protein XlCGF17.1-like. The transcript has a single exon. NCBI's taxonomy places the organism in Eukaryota, Metazoa, Chordata, Amphibia, Anura, Dicroglossidae. Bases 1 to 1143 code for a protein of 380 amino acids. The record is from RefSeq and is a predicted model, not a curated record.